AUGAUUUGUACAAAUUAAUGGUUAAUUCUAAUGCUGCAAAAGAGGAUAAUUAUAAAACAAAAUCAUUCUACAUUGAUUCGGCUGAAUUAUCUGAAGGGGUUAAAUAUUUAAUGAAGUUUGCAGAAAGUUUCAAGUGUGAAUCAGUAGUUGAGAUAGGAUUAAUUGGUGGGAAAAUUGAUGAGAUAAGGAGAAAUGAAACAGCAUUUGUCCACAGGGGCUUUAUGUACCUUAUGGCAAUUAGAGCACAAGUACCUUCCGAAAUGUGUUCACAAGAUUUAGAAAAUUUUUCUCGACAUUUUCAACGAAAAUAUUCUAAUUACGAAAGUUAUCAAAAUUUUAUUGAUAGACAGUUGGAUAACUGGCAAU
Messenger RNA from Racocetra persica, 366 nucleotides. The record is from the annotation of a GenBank genome assembly. NCBI's taxonomy places the organism in Eukaryota, Fungi, Glomeromycota, Glomeromycetes, Diversisporales, Gigasporaceae.